GUGACGUUGUGUGUCAGAUACCGCCUUCUCCAUUCUGCGGAAAAAGGCAACCCUCUGACAAGCUACUUUGCUGGAAAUUCGGAUAAUGAAAUCUUCCUGAUCCUCUCCUGGAAGAAAUCAAGUCAACUGGUGGAGUUCCACUGCUGUCAAGGCCGAGUUGUCAUGAGAGUUGCAGUGAAUUCCGAACUCUACAGAUGGCACCACGUAUGCUUGGCCUUUGACCUGACGACUCGAAAGUACUGGUUGGCUCAUGAUGACCUGUAUCAAGAAGGUGACCUCCCAGUGACCGGCGCAGAGCCUCUAGAGGUAUAUGGAAGAGGCCGUCUGGUUUUGGGUCAGGAGAUCGACAACCUUCACGGCGGGAUGAGUUACCACCAGUCCAUCCACGGGGACGUCGCAGACUAUCAGCUUUUCGAGACCGUCUUGGAUCCCUCGUACCUGAAGGAGUACGCUCGCUGCGGCUCCCCGUCGACCGACGCCCAACCGCUUUUGUUCUUCGACGAAGCCAUGACCGUGUUCAGCGUGGAAGGGUCCGCAAAUGUGUCGCAGGUUCUUCUGCGGGACUUGUGCCACGUGGAAGAAUCGAAUAAAUUGUUCAUGUUGCCGGAGAAGCUUGAUUUCCAGUCCUCGCGUGAGGCCUGCGCGAUGAUGAAGGGCUCGAUGGCUCUGCCCACCAGCAGCGAGAUGAACAAAGAGAUCUUCGACGAGAUCGUCCGCUUCAACGACGUCUGCGUGGAGGCCUACGGCACGAUCUACUGGCUGGGCUUCAAGGGCGUCGCCAGCAGCGGCCAGUGGCUCACCCUCGAGGGGAACACCACGCUCUCCUGGGACAACCUGGCCAAUGGCUACGACACGCCCGAGGAGGACCAGUUGUGCGCCAGCGUGGGCGGCGCUGACUUUCCUCUCAUAUGGUACUCGACGCCCUGCCAGUACGCAAUCUGCCCGCUGUGCAACUUCACCGCCACGCCCGCCUUCAGGGUGCGCGGGCUCUGCAAGGAUUCCCAAAUGGACCGGUCCCUGUUCCUCUUGGGCUACAAGAACAACAAGCCCCACUUUCAGGGGCCGUUGUAUGUCAGCGUCUUUUGGGAGGAGGAGAACGCCACGUGGGCGGUCACGCAUCGAGCGGAGGAGAGUCUGACGGCGUACAUGGAGGCGGACGCAGCAAACGCGUAUCCGAUUGGAUUACGUACCUGGACUUUCACAGGCGACAGCUGCGGUGUCAGCCAGACCAGCCUCCUGAUCACGGCCUGCGGGGCCAGCGAGUACACGUGCAGCGACGGCGGCUGCAUCCCGAAGGCGAAGCGGUGCGACUUGGCCGUCGACUGCUCCGACCAGAGCGACGAGCUCAACUGCGACCUGGCGCUCGUCCCCCCCGGCUACUCCGUCGAGAUGCCUCCGCCCAGGGCCCAGGACGCCCCCGUGCCCGUCAGGCUCGCCGUCGAAAUCACGUCCGUGCGGAGCAUCGACAUCCUCGGCUUCAAGAUGGUGAUCGACGUCAUCCUGAAGCUGUUCUGGAGGGACUCGAGGCUCAAGAUGAAGAACCUGAGGCACGAUUCCACGUCCAACAAAGUCCAGGACCCGAAGAAGCUGUGGCUGCCGAAGCUGCGGGUGGAGGACGGGUCGAGGAGCCUGGCGGACAUCUUUCCCCGCUCGGAGUCCCUGGUGGUGCUCAGGGAGGCAGACGCCAUCCCCGACGACGACACCAACCUGUAUGAGGACGACGAGUACCUGGGCUCGGCGAACACCCUGGUGCUGAACCUCGUGAACACCAUAGACUUCACGUGCCAGUUCCAGCUCCGCCAGUACCCGUUUGAUACCCAGAGAUGCUCCCUCACGUUCUCCCUUCAAGAUGUCUCCUCGGUCGCCGCCCAGCUCCUUAAGGCUCGUCUUCGGGCGCCGACGCUCGCAGGAAUCUCCGAAGGCGCCAGUGCUUCCCUCUGA
Molecule: messenger RNA, 1941 nt
Organism: Penaeus vannamei (Pacific white shrimp)
Lineage: Eukaryota; Metazoa; Arthropoda; Malacostraca; Decapoda; Penaeidae
Source: RefSeq, a predicted model, not a curated record